Micropterus dolomieu (smallmouth bass) is the source of this 7484-nucleotide messenger RNA. RefSeq names its product tetratricopeptide repeat protein 39B. Lineage: Eukaryota; Metazoa; Chordata; Actinopteri; Centrarchiformes; Centrarchidae. Gene Ontology annotation, molecular function: protein binding. Bases 299 to 2041 code for a protein of 580 amino acids. The transcript has 19 exons. The record is from RefSeq and is a predicted model, not a curated record.
CUUCACGGAAGAGAGCGGAAGGUCGGCGUCCACACAACCACCGCGACCGUCAGGGAGAAGGUCGAACCGAGCAACGUUACCGUAUGCGUCAGGGGAAAUAAACCGGGGGACAAACACUAAGAGCGAAAACAGGAAGAGGAAAUAUACAAAAUACAGCAGUCGCAAGAAAGCACGGGGUUUUGUCUCUGCAGCAGCACGGCGGAGUGUCUGACAGAAAUGGGAUUGUGGUUCUCCUGAUAGGAACGGAACAGCAGUGGAACCCAGCGGACCGGAGGGAGGACAGGCACCGGGCGCAGACAUGGCCCACGUAGGCAACGGAGCGACCGCAGAGGAGGAGGACUGCUUUGAAGAUGCUUACGACCGAAUACCUGCGGCAUGUCAGAUGGACCUGCAGACAGCCAUCCAGGAGACUCAGUGCGCUCUCAAUCUGGUCCUCAACGACAAGUUCUCUGAAGCCCUGGACCUCCUCAAACCAUGGUGGAGGGACAGUAUGUACCAUGCGUUGGGUUACAGCAGCAUCCUGGUGAUGCAGGCGACCAUGACCUUCGAGCACAGAGACAUCCAGACUGCCAUGGCAACCAUCAAGGAGGCGUUAAACACCUGUCAGAGGUUCAGGAAGAAGAACUCUGUAGUUGGAUCUCUGUCCAGUCUGAUCAGCAAGCAGUCCAACCUGCAGGAAGAGGAGAUGCACGCAGAGAUCUGUUAUGCUGAGUGUCUGCUGCAGAAAGCCACACUAACGUUUGUACAGGAUGAGAACAUGAUCAGUUUUAUCAAAGGAGGGAUCAAGAUUCGAACAAGCUACCAAAUCUACAAGGACUGUCAGAAUGUGCUGAAUGUCACUGAGGACGCGGCUGGCCAGUCUGAUUUGUUCAAACAAUUUGAAGGCGGAGUCAAGCUGGGUAUCGGAUCCUUCAACCUGAUGUUGUCUCUGCUCCCUCAGAGGAUUUUGAGGUUGUUGGAGUUCAUCGGAUUCUCAGGAAACAGGGGGUUUGGUUUGUCUCAGCUGAGAGAGGGCGCUUCCAGUCACAGUUUGAGGUCGAUCCUAAGCGCUCUGACUCUGCUCUUCUACCACACAUAUGUGUCACUGAUACUUGGAACUGGAGAGGGGAACCUUGUGGAAGCUGAAGCUCUGCUAGAGCCGUACCAACACAAAUACCCCAAAGGCUCAAUCAUUCUCUUCUACUCUGCUCGCAUUGCUACGCUGCGAGGAAACUUUGAGAAGGCCCGGGCGAGGUACGAAGAGUGUAUCAACAACCAGCAGGAGUGGAAGCAGAUACACCACCUGUGUUACUGGGAGCUAAUGUGGGUUCACUCCUACCAGCAGGAGUGGCAACAGGCAUACCAUUACGCUGACCUGCUGUGCAAGGAAAGCCGCUGGUCCAAGGCUAUCUAUGUGUACCAGAAAGCAGCCAUCCUCAGUAUGAUGUCAGAAGACGAAGUCAAGAAGACAGGGGAGGACAUAAUGGAGCUCUUUAGGCAGGUGGAGGGGCUGAAACAGCGCUUGGCAGGAAAAUCGAUACCGACGGAGAAAUUUGCAGUGAGGAAGUCCAGACGCUACAAAGCUGCUAACCCCAUCCCCCUGGUCAUCCCAGCACUGGAGAUGAUGUACGUUUGGAACGGUUUCACCAUCCUCGGGAAGAGAGCCGACAGUACCGAGGCCCUGCUGGUUACCAUAGAGGCGGCCGAGGAGCAGCUUCGCAACGACCCCAACCCCUCAGAGUUUCAUACAGAUGAUAGCUGCCUGGUCCAGAUGUUGAAGGGACUCUGUCUAAAACACCUGGGCAGGUUAUUGCAAGCUGAGCUCUGCUUCACGCAGGUGCUGUCCAGCGAGGGUCGCAUCCGAUAUGACCACUACUUGAUUCCCUUCACUCUCUAUGAGUUGGGUCUGUUGUAUAAACAUCAGGGAGACUUCACCAAGGCCACUACAUACAUCGAAAAUGCCAAGACGAACUACAAGGACUACUCCAUGGAGUCCAGACUGCACUUCAGGAUCCAUGCAGCCCUCAACAGCCUCAAAGGAUCACCAGUUGGCACCCCGUAAUACUCGAAAACAACGUAAAAACAACAGUAUAUGAAACAUCCGGGGACUUCCCCUCAAAACUUCAGCUGCUGUGAAUGAAUCGGUUGUGACUGCCACUUUACAAAGAAGCUUAAGUGUGAGAUCACAUGUCCACCAGGACUCCCUUUUUCUUCAUUGCUCGCGCGCGACCAUAUAAUUUUAUUGUUCCUUAUUUAUUCUCAGAUGAGAUUAUUUAUUUACUUGCACCUCUUUUCAAACAGGCUCAGGCUUCCUAUUAACGUCUACCAGCUAAAACUGAGAUUUUAUCGGUAGAUGCAGAGCCACGGUUCAACGCCAAAUGUCAAUUUAUUUAACAUACCAAUAGUAAAUAAUGGCUCCUUUACUGUCAGUAAGGAGACACCAACAUUUGAGGAGUUUCCUUUUAGGGCGUGUUCAUUCAGAGGCUUUGCACAGGGGACAAUUUUGACUUCAGGCGUUCAGCUGGAGCGGGAGAGUGCUGCAACACUGCUGCACUUUUUGAUAUAUAAGCACAAGGUAAGAAAAUGUUUAAACUUUUGAGAAGAUGCGGUAUGGAUCACCUGUCAAAACACAAAGGGGAAACCAAUAAGUGACGAGAGAUCUGAGAAAACCAAUUAGUAUUCCCAACAAACCCUAACCCUUUUGAUUACAGUCGUCUUGCUGUAUGCUUAGCAUCUUCUGUCGCCUUGCAACUCUCUGUGUGAACGUGCCCCAAAAUCUAAUCUUUACUGUUCCAAAAACUGACAUGCAUUAGUACCAAACAAAUCAUGGCCUUAAAGUAAAGUAGAUUAUAAUUUUGUAUCAAAGUUAGCACUCAUUGCAAGACUCUUUGCUCACAAAAAGCUAUGUAUAUUUUUUAGGAUAGAAUCAUAAAUACUGACGGAUUUCAGGUUCAAAGAUGUUGAAACAUGAUUACUGAUGAGUACUCAUGAAUACUGAUUAAACUGAUGAGUGCAUUCAUGUUAUCAGCAGGGAGAGGUACAGUGUAUAGGCGUUGCAUUUGAUUUACUUUACCUUUUUUGAUCAUGCCACAUGUGCACACAGCACACAAACAUGUCUGUGCACAUGCAAUCACAGCCUUCUCACCAACUGUGGCUUAUACACACACACACACACACACACACACACACACACACACACACACACACACAUACAACAUUACUUACUCAUUCCAAGCUUGCACAUACUGGGCAAUAUGCACACAGAGAAGAGAAACAAACACACACAAACCGCUGUAAGCGCACACAGUUAGCACACAGUUUAAAAUAACUUGUGCUGUUAGUCAGUCAACUUUGCGGUCAUUCUGUCAGUCGGUGUGUGUCCAUGUUCAACAGGCUGUAGUUUCAGUUCUGUUAUCUCUCAGUGGCAGAGCAGCAGGUUGCUUUUUACUAAAUUUCUAUUAAAACUGGACUAAUCUAUAUUAAUGUACACAAUGGGGAUACAAACACUAUCACCAGACUCUGUCUUUUAAAGUUUAACUACACAGGUUUUCUAGGCCUUGGGCACGAGCUUCAGUUAACCAUUACUUGGCCAAAGAAAUAUGGUUCCUUAUUGGCUAAAAUAUAUCUUCAAACAGAGCAUGUCUGCCUUUGAGAAAUGUUUGCAUGACUAAAAAUACAUUCGCUCUGCAUUUACUCAACCUUCUGUUGAUAAAAUACUGAAAGGAUUGGUGGGUUAAGGUUAAUCUCAAUAGUCGCUGUUCUGUUUGAGCUGCUAACAUACCGACUGUUGUAGACAGGGGAGAUGUGCUGGUUCUCCUUUUGUUAUAUUAAGUAAUAUUCUAUUAUAUAACUUAAAUAUGUUACUUAAAAAGCACAGUCUAUGAUCUCCAAAUACCACAAUAAAAACAGAAGAAGAGAGCAUUCUUUCAUGCCUGUUCUCCUUUUGCUUCAAGUAGUUUGAUACUAUUUACUAAUAUGUACAUGAUCUAUAUCCAAGUAUAAGUGUAAGUAUUUACUGUCACAAACUAAAAAGGUACAUUUAUUUUGUACCAGGUGGAUUUGGGACAUGGUUUGAUGAAAUGCUUUCAUCUUUAAAAACGAAUUUUUGCUUCCAUGUCCAACACCGGGGUGAAGGAUGCACUUUUUUGGAUUGAUUCCAGUAAACCUGGAGUUAAAUGCGACAGUGGUAACAGUUAGCCUUCUCCCUAUAAUGAAUGUAUCAACCUAAAGACCAAAUUAUAUGUGUGUCUCGCUGUACGUGCCUUUUUGUUUUUUGUGUGUAUUUUGUGCCUGUUAAGAGUUUGGGUGUUAUUUUCUUCAUGUGCUUGUGUGAUGGGAAACUUUUGAACAACAUAAUUCGCCAAGUGCAGUAAAUGUUCAGGAGUUUCUUGGUAAAGUCACUAAUAGUUUUACUCAAAAGACCAGAGUCCUCUAUGUAAAAGAGUUGUGGCAAUAAAUGCAGUGAAGGCCCAGUAGUGCCCUGGCUGUACUAUAGUGAGAUCAACUGCUAAUGCUAGGAAACUGCCAGUGGAGUUGUUGACUAAUUUUGCUAGUUAUACGACAAGAACAAAAUUGAACUCAGUGAUUAUAGAUAAUGCCCCAAUCAUUAAAAUGUUCAGUCAGUCAGUAUGCUACUACACGAUUGAUUUAACAAAGUGUGCUGUUUCAUCAUCACACCCCUAGCUUGUUUGCAUGUUGCCUGUUAUAAUUAUAAUAUUAUAUAUAAUAGUGUGUGUGUGUGUGUGUGUGUGUUUAUUUAAAAUAUGCUAAUUUAAUGUGCCUACUGGCAUAGAUCAAUUAAUUAUUUCAGCAUUAUUGCUCAAGACAGACGCUCAUGUAUGCAUACAUAAGCAGUUUAUGCUUCUCAUUUAUUAUCAUUACAUUUGUGUCACAGAGCGACCCAUCUGUUUUUCUGGAAGACAAAUUUCUGCCGAUCUUUCAGGAACCCAGAAUAUCUUAAAGCAGUUUUGAAGGUAUUUCCAGAAUCCUCAAGGACUGUCUAUCUGAAUAAAAAUAUUCUGGUCACAGCAUGGUAACAAGAUUUUUAACCCAAUUUUCUGAUCUGGAAAUUCUUGUCUAUGGAAAUAUGAAAUAAAGGAAUAUAACAUUAUUAUAUACAAAUAUAUUAGCUUUUUUUUUUUUCACAUCGGAGGAAUAUGCUUUUAUUUCUGGCCAUCAUCUGUGUUAAGAAGUGGAGGCAGCAUUUAAGAAAUCUGUAAAAAUCCCUUUGCAACCUUUCAUUGUCACAACCUUUCUUUGUAGAAGGCUUUGGUUCAUGUGCUUCGUUCAGCUGUUCAUGUCAGUGCCUCUGUGUGUCUCUGCGUUAAGCUGUUUGUAUUGAUAGGGUUUUCUAUAUGAUUUGCUUUGCAUGUUAUUCUCUUUAUUUCUUUUAUUAUGAGAAGUGACUGUAUGUGCUUUACGGCAGGAAGCGAUACAACUCAAUAUUACGGGCUUCACGGUUACAGAUGGAGAUCCACGUGGUGCAAUAAAAUGAAAAUAGAAGAAUAAUUGUUCAUUGUUCAUUUUGACUGACAUGGCGUUUUUCUUUUAUUAGCACUCUUUCUAUGCUUGUGCCUCUUUGUGUGUAAAUCUUUAGCCUUUAUUUCUUAUUUCUUUGGCCUUGUUUAUAUUACGUGUUUUACAUUUAUAAUGAGAACAAAAUAAGUAUCACUUGUAGUUAGUUGUCUUGUUCAGGUAUUAUUAUUAUUUUUAGAUUUUUAAUCCAGAUCCAGGAUUUGCAGUUAUAGUUUUGUCACAUAAUGAUUGGUCGUAUUAAAGUAUGAUCAUUAAAAGAGAAGCGCUGCACGUAUUCCCCUAGAAAAUGUUUUCCCCCUGUAACUAGUCCUGUAGUCUGUCUUUUGUAUCUUUUGCUUUCCAAAUAGAAAAAAACAUUUUAUUUUAACUUUAUAUUACUUUUUUUUAUGACCGUCACAAACAAGACGUUCCUACUGAUUCAACAAGAAGCUGUCAAGCUCUAUCAAACGUCAACUGUUCUUGACAAUCAUGUUUGGAUCACGGCUUUAAAAAGACAACUUUCCAGUCAAUAUUAUCAGCGUACCUAAUCUUUCCAGUCAAAACAGGAAACACUGGUAGAUGUUCUAUCUCUGCCAGGUAGGUCCAACCCAUUGUCCUGCCAGGACCUCACAUAUGGACACUUGAUUAAGACCCCUUGGCAUCACUUUUUAACGCCCUGGGGACCCCUUUAGCGUUGUUUUUGUGUAGGGCUCCACGGUCAGGUUAGCAAUAAUAAAUAUGCAAUGUUCAGUUAGACUUUCAAAAUAAAACUUGUGGUUAACGUCGUGAAAUGCCGUAAUUUGGUUAGGUUUAGGCAACAAAACUACUUGGUAAGGUUUAGGAAAAGACUAUUGUUUUGGGUUAAAAUUAUUACGUCAUGUAACUUACAUAAGUUAAGUCACGUAAAGUAAUGUAACUUAACUUAAAAACAAUUAACGUUGACUUUUUGUUUCCCACCUUUUCUGUUAUUUGUAAUAGGCCUGUUAGCGUUGAACUAUGACACUUAAGAGUGCCAUGUGAGGACGUGACAAAGUGUAGGUAUUUGUCAUCCUGAAAUAACAACAGGCUGAGGGCUCCAAAAAUUUUGUGAAAUGAGCGUAAUGUUUGAGAGAAAAGCAGGAAAGGAUUCAGAGGAGGAAGGAUGGAUAGCAAUAAACAGUUAUUGUAAAUGAAACUUAAACGUUAGCUAACCUGAACCGAAGGAUUUUAGACACCAAAGAUAGCCGAUAGCCUAACCCCCAAUACUUAUGCUAAACUGAACACUCAGCAAACAUGAACAAAAGCGUUUAGCUGCUGAAUAAAUAGUUUUUAGGAAAUUAACACAAGAAAACGAGCGUAUUACUGAUAACUGUAGAAAGACAAUACAUAAUUUUUGACUGGACUGCAAACAUCAAACCGGCUAAAGUAGUGAAAUAUAGAUAGAUUUGUGCAGUCACUGAUUCUUGUUUCUAAUUUUUCUUGUUGUGUGCGUUAAAUUAUUGAACCAUAUAUUAUAGCAGUGAUACAUAAUAAAAUGUAUUGUCCAAAAUUACAAAAAAAACUUUUCAUGUCAAAUAUGUGCAAUACAUUUUGAAAGCCAUAAUUAUUUUGGUAGUUGCCUUUAUACACUCCAGGACACAAUACCUUCCUCUUUUCUCUCUUCGUACUGUCUUAUUGAUUGCAUUUUUUGCCAAAAAUGCACUGGACGCACUCUUGAAGUGUAUAUUUGUCUCAACUUGUUGGAUAAUGCUCUAGUUCAGACAUCGAGAUGAUAUGAAUAAGUGCGCACGACUGAUGCUUUCGGUGCAUUUGUGGCAUCAAUGCAUAUAUGCAGGACUUUUACACAGAUGUAUCCCAUCUGACCUCUAGUUAGCUUGCACUGUUCUCUGAAGUAUUAUACUCAUAUAACAAUCAUGCUUGUACAUCAGGAACGUGUACUACAAUGUGUACUACAAUUUGAUCGUUUUAGGAACUUGUUAUUGUUUAACUGUGUGAUUAAAUGUCUGUCAGAA